GCGAACCUUUUUAUAUGCUCCAUGCAUAUAAAAAGAGAGAAAAAGGUUCAGUAAUUGGUGACAAAUUAGCAAAUUUAACUUCAAAUUAAAAUAAAAUACUACGAAGAAAAAAAAAAGUAGCGGGUUUUCCGCUGCAAAGGACGAAAGCAGUAAAAAGCUCGUGGGCCGCCACUUGUCAAGACAUCGACCGUUAGAUGUUUAACCCUGAGAAGGUAACAGCGGUCGAUCAACAUUCCCCAUUAGAGCGACGAGAUCGGGACGUCCAUAGCCAACAAGGAGUAGUGAGAGAGAGAGAGAGAGAGAGAGAGUGAGUGAGUGAGUAAAUAGUGAGAGAGAGAGUUUUCACAGGCACAAAGAGAGGCGCUGUUCAGACUUCAGAGCUAAAAAAGGCGUAUAAGCUGCAAGAAAUCAGAGAGAGGGGAUCGAUGGAAGGUGUGUGGGAGAAAUAAAUGGGAGUUGCAGAGGAGAGAGAGAGGGGCAUGACGGCGUUGCAGACAGAGCUGUAAUUCUGUCUCUUAAAUGCCUUGAAACAAAACAACCGUGAACAGCAACCAGAGAAAGCAAAAUCAACAAGAGACAGCGAAUUCAGCUAAAAGUCAAGUGCACCGCGACUUCAUCAAGAAAAUUCGAGAAAUAAACAGUCGCGAUUGUGAGUUCUGAUAUGGAAUUUGACUUCCAAUUGAGCUCCGGGAGAGGUUUAGAGGGGGAAUUACAAUGGCAGGGUUUUUCUCAUUAGGUGGAGGAGGAGGAAGAGGAACAACGCGUGUCGACACGCAAGAGGACGAGACCCCGAACAAUCCUCCACCAACGGAGAUUCCUCAAGAGAGCUGGUUCUGGUACAGAAAUCAUGAAGAUCACCUCAACAACAAGGGUUUCGAGCUUUGGCAACAGCAAGGUGGAGGACACAGCAACAAUCCAGUACUACACCAACAAGAUCUCUACACAUCAGCCGCUGCUUUAGCCGUUGGAUCUCGGAGAACCUCAAUCAACGUCUCUGAUGAAUCCUCUUCGAGAUCGGCGUUGAUGAUGAUCCGAAGCACCGCGGGAAGCGGAGGCAGCAGCAGCGGCAUUAGCUGCCAAGAUUGCGGAAACCAGGCGAAGAAAGACUGCCUUCACAUGCGGUGCAGGACUUGCUGUAAGAGUCGCGGAUUCGAUUGCCAAACACAUGUCAAAAGCACUUGGGUUCCCGCCGCUAAACGUCGCGAACGGCAACAACAGCUCGCAGCCUUACAAAACUCGCACCACCACCACCACCACCAGCAGCAGCAACAACUUCAACUCGACAGAGAAAAUUCCAAACGACAGAGAGAAAAUCAAAAUCCCAGUCCUUCUGGGUUGGAGCUGGGGAAUUUUCCGGCGGAGGUGAGUUCGUCUGCGGUGUUCCGCUGUGUACGAGUGAGCAGCAUAGAUGAUGCGGACGAUCAGUACGCGUAUCAUACUGCAGUUAACAUAGGAGGGCAUGUUUUUAAGGGCAUACUCUACGAUCAAGGGCGUGAAGGUAGUUACAUGCCAGGUGGAGAGACAUCGUCGUCGGGCGGGCUUCAACCACUGAAUCUUAUCGAGGCUGGAACCUCGGGUACUGUUGCGACUACCGGUGUACCGAGUACGGCGCCGUUUCUUGAUCCUUCUAGCCUGUAUCCAGCUCCGUUCAACACAUUCAUGGCUGGUACGCAGUUCUUUCCAAAUAACCCAAGAUCAUGAAAUGGAAAUCAAAUUUAACCACCCGCAUUGUUCUUCUUUUUCCAUCUCUUGUUCUCUCUCCAACUUUGUAGUCAGUUAUUUGGUAUAUCUAAUGGUGAUCAUAAAUAUUGUAGUUGUAGUACAUUUGAUAACCAAUUGAAGUAGGAGUUUAAGUUAUCCAUGAAAAAGAGGAAAAAAGUUGUUUUCUGCUUGCAAAAUUUUCAAUGCUUAGUUCAGUUCUAAUAAUCUUAUUUGUUUACGGGAGAAGCUGUUUUUUUGUUCCAGAUGUGUAUAGCGUGUAGUGUGUGUUCUGGCGGUCUGAAGUUUUACGCUCACUCAACAGUCCGAAAGACAUGUUGAAUUGGGUGGUUUCUCAGUUAUCAAAAGAAAAAUGUAGUGUGUGUUUU
Molecule: messenger RNA, 2087 nt
Organism: Tripterygium wilfordii
Lineage: Eukaryota; Viridiplantae; Streptophyta; Magnoliopsida; Celastrales; Celastraceae
Product: protein SHI RELATED SEQUENCE 1
Exons: 2
Coding region: 715-1701 (328 amino acids)
Biological process (GO): positive regulation of DNA-templated transcription
Cellular component (GO): nucleus
Molecular function (GO): DNA-binding transcription factor activity; DNA binding
Source: RefSeq, a predicted model, not a curated record